Molecule: messenger RNA, 1180 nt
Organism: Oppia nitens
Lineage: Eukaryota; Metazoa; Arthropoda; Arachnida; Sarcoptiformes; Oppiidae
Gene: Elp4
Product: elongator complex protein 4-like
Exons: 3
Coding region: 185-1180 (331 amino acids)
Biological process (GO): tRNA wobble uridine modification
Cellular component (GO): cytoplasm; elongator holoenzyme complex; transcription elongation factor complex
Source: RefSeq, a predicted model, not a curated record
AUAACUUUGCGUACAGUUGUGUGCAAUACAUGUGACUAUAGUUUAGUAACUAUUUGUUAGAAACGCAAUACUAUUAAACAUAACAAACAAACAAACAAUUGAUUGAUUGAUUGAAUUCAAAAGUUUUUCAAUUAUUUUAGUGAUUAUUAUUGUCUGUCAUUUGAAUAUCAUUGUUGACAACCAAAUGGCCGUAAGAUUUGACCGCAAUAUGACUGCAGUCGAGUCCAUUGUCGGCACUCAUAUGUCAUCAAAAGGCAUGCAAUUGAUGACAUCGACGGGCAUACCAUCACUGGAUCAUCUGUUUGGUGGCGGACUUGCCAUCAAUUCAAUCACAUUAUUAGAAGACGACCAAAUGAGUCAAUUCGGACCACUAUUUGCCAAAUGCUUUGUCGCGCAAUCCGUUGAUUGUAAUCACAAGACAAUCAUUUGCUCGCAAACCAUAACAUCAAUUAAAUCAAGAUUUUUAAGAGAAUUACCAAUCAAUUCAUCUGAACCACAAAAGCUGAUUACAUCGGAUAAUGACCUUAAGAUUGCGUGGAGAUAUAAAUCACAAUCACUUGCAACUAAUACUUCCAUAAGAGAUGUACAGAACUUUGAUUUCAGUUCACAUAUUAGUGAUGACAGACUUUCUUCAGCUGACAUUACAUUUUGUUCGCACGACUCACUACUUGAUGUGAUCCGUGCAUUAAAUGGUCAAAAAGAUAGCAAAACUGUGACCAGAAUUUUAAUCGAUGGUUUAGCCUCACCAUUGAGUCCAUUAGAUGUCGAAAAUUUACCAAAAUUUAUAUAUCAAUUAAAGUGUUUAGUGAGACAAUUAGCAAAUAUUGUUUGUUUGAUUACUUUUAAUCCACAUUUAGUUGUUGUGUCUAAUCAUUCAUACAUUAGAAAUCGUGUCCAUAAUUUAACCGAUUGUGUCAUUCAAUUGGUUGCUUUCGAUGAGUGGACACAAACACCAUAUACUGAAUUUGAUGGACUAUUUAAUAUCAUUAAACUUUCAAAACUUAAUUCAUUUAACUAUUAUAUGACUCCCGAAACACUAGAUUUGGGUUUUCAACUCAAGAAUCACAAGAGAUAUCUAGUUGUAGAUAAACUAUCACUUCCUCCAGACCUGAGUGAAACUGCCAGUCGGACAACUGGUUGUUCUACCGGUGCCACUAGUAAUUCAAAACUCGAUUUUUAA